Protopterus annectens (West African lungfish) is the source of this 1467-nucleotide messenger RNA. RefSeq names its product capping actin protein, gelsolin like (gene CAPG). The record is from RefSeq and is a predicted model, not a curated record. The transcript has 10 exons. NCBI's taxonomy places the organism in Eukaryota, Metazoa, Chordata, Ceratodontiformes, Protopteridae. Gene Ontology annotation, molecular function: phosphatidylinositol-4,5-bisphosphate binding; actin filament binding. Gene Ontology annotation, cellular component: actin cytoskeleton; cytoplasm. Gene Ontology annotation, biological process: actin filament severing; actin polymerization or depolymerization; barbed-end actin filament capping. Bases 111 to 1169 code for a protein of 352 amino acids.
AGUUUAGUCAUACUUAAAAAAACCUUUACUGAACAACUAAACUUCAGUGUUGGCCAAAGGAGUUUCUCCUAAGGAAGAAAGGCAGACGCUCACGUAGACAGAACAGGAAGAUGGCAGGCACACCUUACUGGAAGUGGCAGAAAAGCCCUGGAAUGCCCUCACUCUUUGACAAUUCCGCCAGCCAGCCUGGACUACACAUCUGGAGGAUUGAGAAGUUGCGUCCCAUCCGCAUGUCUGAUAAUAACGGUGAAUUCUUCAGUGGGGAUGCUUAUCUGGUACUUCGCAAUGAGGAAGAUGGUGAAUCUCACCUACAUAUAUGGCUAGGUGAGAAAUCUUCAAAGGAUGAACAAGGUGCCGGUGCUCUGCUUGCCACGCAGCUAGAUGACUUCUUAGGAGGAAGACCAGUUCAGCACCGUGAGACGCAGGGUAAUGAGUCUGAACUCUUCAUGAGCUACUUUCCGAAAGGAGUCAAGUACAAGGAAGGUGGUGUGGAUUCUGGAUUCCAAAAGGUUCAGACAGGCCCUGCCAAAAUUCAGAAACUUUAUCAAGUUAAGGGAAAGAAGAACAUCAGGGCCACAGAGGUUUCAUUGAAAUGGUCAAAUUUCAACAGGGGUGACUGUUUCCUCCUGGACUUGGGUGAGACUAUAAUUGGCUGGUCUGGUUCCCAGUCCAACAUGUUUGAGAGGCAGAAGCUAACGGAGAUUGCCAAUGGGAUUCGUGACUGUGAGCGAAAGGGCAAAUCAAAGGUGCAGAUUGUUGUUGAGGGUGAAGAACCUGAAGAAAUGAUACAGAUCCUUGGGCCAAAACCCCAGUUAGCAGAUGGGAACCCUGAAGAUGACACAAAGGCAGAUGUGAAGCAUGCAAAGGCCGUUGGUCUCUACAAAAUCUCAGAUGCUACCGGGGCCAUGAGAUUAACAGUGGUGAGUGAGAGCAGCCCCUUUGACAGAAAGCUCUUGGUGACUGAUGACUGCUUUAUUCUGGACAAUGGAAAGUAUGGGAAAAUCUAUAUCUGGAAAGGUAAUAAAGCCAAUGAAGAAGAAAAAAAGGCAGCUUUGCUUGUUGCUGACAAAUUCAUUAAAGAAAUGAAUUAUAAGCCAAAUACACAGGUAGAGAUUUUGCCAGAAGGGAGGGAGACGGUGCUCUUCAAACAAUUCUUCAAAACCUGGUAGUGAUAUUUUCUCUGAGCAUUCUCAUGUCUACAGUUAAUGUGAUAAAACACUCAUUGUUAUUCAUACUUUUACAUUGUGAAAUAAGUUGGCACAUUCCUCCAUGAUGAAAAUAUUUUCCAUUCAGUAAUAUCAGUUUAUAACUGAUAUCAUGUCAAUAGAUUAUAAAUGAACUGCUUUUUAAUCAUGUCUGGUUCUUGAUUUGUAAAUAAUUCAUUAUGGUCAUCAGUACUGUGUUUUGCUGGUGAGGAAUACAUAUGAAAAACGUUUUAAUAAAAGUAACUUUUCAUAUACAUCUCUA